This is a messenger RNA of Eruca vesicaria subsp. sativa (arugula), 873 nucleotides long. NCBI's taxonomy places the organism in Eukaryota, Viridiplantae, Streptophyta, Magnoliopsida, Brassicales, Brassicaceae. The record is from the annotation of a GenBank genome assembly.
AUGGGAAUGGUAUCCUGUAUGUGGAGAACAAACGAUGCAGAGCAUGCACCCGUCCCAGCGGUCUCCAAUCCUUUUAUGGAUAAGUGUGCUGAAUGUCCUAAAAAGAAAAGGCAUGUGCUACACAAUGAACGUCUCACUUUAGUCACAAACAAGGAGGUAGAUACCUUCACUUGUAAGGCUUGCUAUCGAGCGUCCAAUGGUUUCAUGUACAAGCAUGCUGAUGCAUUCUUUGAUGUCUUUUGCGGUUCAGUUUCUGAGCCAUUUUUCCAUCCAAGUCAUCCCCACCAUCCCUUAUAUUACAUUCCAACAGAAAAAGAAGAAAUAUGCAAUGGUUGCAACGGCGGUUGGAGAACAUGUGUACUCAGGUGCAUUGAAGGUGAUUGUGGAUUUUUAUUGUGCUUCAAAUGCGCCACUCUACCACAAGUGGUAAAACACAUAGUCUACAAUCAUCCUCUCUCACUAUGCUAUGGAGAAGAAGAUGCAACUGGUAAAUAUUGGUGUGACAUUUGUGAGAAGGAAACAGAUCCAAAUGAAUGGUUUUACACGUGUAAAGAUCACUUGGCUAGUUUGCAUAAAGAGUGUGUGCUCGGAGAAUCUGCAAGGCUCAUGCCAAGUAGUGUAGCAGAGUUGUGGGGGAGAUCGUUUGAGGUGGUGCUCAAUAAUAGUGUUACUUGCCCAUUUUGCAGCCAGUGUAAGUCUCGUUGCAAGUACCCUAUCUACCUUAAGUUGAUUGGAACCUCAGGGACAUACUUUUGCUCUCGUGCUUGCUCUUAUUUUUUUUCACUCGUUCUUCUGAAUAAAGCGUUGUUUCUUGAGAAGAAGAUAUCUACUUAUUGUUGCCCAUCUGAGAAUCUAUUGAAGCAUGUCUCUUAG